Molecule: messenger RNA, 2517 nt
Organism: Sphaerulina musiva SO2202
Lineage: Eukaryota; Fungi; Ascomycota; Dothideomycetes; Mycosphaerellales; Mycosphaerellaceae
Exons: 3
Coding region: 620-2095 (491 amino acids)
Source: RefSeq, a predicted model, not a curated record
CUUGCUUUCUGCCUCUUCUCUCUUGCCCCUCCAUCCGUCUCUGCUCUUUCCUGCUGGGAAGCACGGGAAGGGAAGUCGCUCUUCGGCUGGUCUCGCCACUCCAGAUCUCUCAUCGUGGGCCUUUGAAAGAUGCCCUUGUCCCCGCGACCAACGAACGUAUCCGUUGUCACCACGCCAUUCGUUCCAGCUCAGCACUGUUGCACGACCGUCUGUUCGCGUUAAUCCUCGUGGGAUCGAGUGCCACCACUAGUCAUCAGCCGGUGGGGGAAUUGGCUACAGAUCGGGGGAACGUAGAUCAUAUCAGCUACCUAGAUUGGCAUAUUCAACAUAUUACCAGCAUUCAUAUUCCAAGCGAAAUCUGCUCCACCUACUCUCCUGCGGCCUCCUCUCCUGCGGCCUCACGUCACGGACCACCUGAGGCGUGAAGUUCUCGCGUUGAGGCGGCGGGCUCAAGUUCAGCCUCACUUGUGCCCAGCAGCGCGUGCCCUUGGAUAGCCAGAGCCGGUGGCACGGGUCUCGUAGAGGAGCUGUUGUCUUGCGGGCAGCUGUCUGGAAGACUGUCAGAACGCGUGCUGUCUUCACUUGCCCCUAGUUCUGCUCGCUAGGCAUAUCAGAGAGAAUGGCCGAAGCGGAUUGGCCGCUUCGAGACGGGCCCCGGCGCGCAGCCAACGGCUCUGCGUGCGGUUACGCGUCGCAGGGCCUGAAUGAUGGCCUGGAAUCGCUACAUCUCCUAGACCACUUGGACAGUCCGCAAUUGACCCUGCACGACUUCCACAAGUUCCAACAGUCGCCGCCUCGAAGACCGUCCCCCGAGCUCGAGUACAGACGUUUACGGCGUAAGCCAUCGACAGAAGACCUUACAUCGGCACAUACACCCCACACAGACCCGACUGUUUGCUGGCCUGAUAAUCCUGUUUGGACGCCAAGCCUAAUAUUGCCACGCACUCCUCACACAACUUCGCAUUCCAACUUCUCUCCGCCCUCUUCUCUCCACUAUCGACCACUCACCCCGUGCCCGCGAACGUACACCGCCUCGCCUUCGUUAUCAAGCACUGUCGACACUCUCCAAUCAUCAUUGUUUCACACUCCAAUCAGUCGAGGUCGCUCACGCGUCGAGCCCGACGACGAAGACCAAACGCUCGACUACUUGGAGCCCCUUCGGACCAAACGUAAGUUCGACUCGCUCAAGCGAGCGAAACGUCUUCCACACACGCGCGGCGGCAGUGGCACUCAACUAGGCGAACCGUGGGAAGUUUACGCAGCUGUGUAUAGCCUCCCAGAGGACGCCCAGAAGGUCGGAGGAGAAGAAGAAUUGAAAUUGAAAAAGGGCAAGUCUGUGCGGUUUCAAAAAGACACAGGCAAGCAGACUUUUGUAUCACAAGCAUCUGCAGAGCAAUCGCAGAGCACAAGGGGAGACCAACCGAAGACUUCAUCAGUGUCGCUGUCGAGACUUAAUUGGCCUUGGCCGCCGUCGCAUGAUAAUUGGCAAGGUACUUUCGGACAUCUCAACACCGUGACUCCACCCUUGACGCCUGCUACCAUCUUGUAUAGAGGUGCUAGCUUCGACGUUCUCAAUCCGCACGCGUCGCUGGUCCUUGGGUCACCCGCGCUAGAAACACCAGCCGAGAUCGACGGACUGUUGGACAGCUAUUUCGAAGAUCACGACCAUCCUGCACAAGACAUCAUGCAGAACAACACUACAGACCGCGAGUCCUCGCCGCCUCUAUCGCAAAUGCCAAGCGAAAACUCCCGCCGCAUUCUCUACGAGGACGCCGAGACUGCUCAUCGCAACAUCUUGCGCACCCGUGGAAAUGACAUCGCUCAGGUCUCCGCUCUCCCCAAAGGUCUGGUCGCCAAUCGCAGCGGUCAGAGACCAUACUCUGAUCCUUUUGACUUGACCCUCAGCGAGAACAGUAGCCGUAGCACGCUGCCAAACGUUGACCAGGUUCUGAAAGAGGGCCGUCGCGACGAUGCAACUCGCAUGCAGCCUCUCGGUCUGGGCAUUACAGAUCCUGAUGAUACUCAUGCGUAUGUGACAGAUCGCUCCCGUCGUUUCCAUUUAAAGAGUACACUUACGAGAUGUUGCUCUAUAUAGGACAUCUGACCAGACUACAAAUGCAACACUCAAAGACAUCAUCGAAGGUUACAACUUCACUAGAGAGUUGCCGUCCCGCUUUGAAGACCCGGAGACUGCUACAAGCCCAGACAUUGAGCAUGGUCGCGACGAUCCCGCUCCGCAGCCGGGCCACGAGAGUUCUCACGGACUGGUAUCGCCUCUGCAGACUCCGGAACUUCACCGUGCUGUCCCUCCUAGUUUCCUCAGCAAUCUUGUCGACGGAGCAGCACCUGUGCCGACGCCACCACAGCCAACGUACAAUGGCAUUCGUAAGCCGGCUCUCUAUUACACCGACUGCAGUGACCUGCCAUCCACCGACCAGAGCUACGGUAACACGAAUCAUCUCCUGAACAUCACGCCAGAGGCUGCUGCUGAGUACCCGCAUUACCGACCAUACUCCC